AUGACAGAGGAGGAGAUGCUGUCUGGACCAGUCUUGGAAGAGCCGCCAGUCUCAGAAAUCCUCUUGCCAGUGGAUGGCAGUCAUGUCAAUCUCGCCGACACCAUCGCGAUAGCGCCUUAUAUCAAGCGAGGGGAUCUGGAACUUGCCAGACUUCGAGGCUACGUCAACGCGAUGUACAGCGAAGCUAAGGAUCAUGUACUGUCUCUACGAGAAGAUCCCUCCUAUCUUGCGGACACAAUUAUCGACAAUUCGGAACACAGCCGUGAGCUUAUUCCGGAUGCAUGUGGUCGAAUCGAUCAAUCUGUUGAUACUCCAGAGUUCCUUAUGGGUGUCACAAGUCACAUAAUCUCACAGUCAUACCAGAGGCUGAUAAUGUGGUCCGAAGUCUCGGCAAGACUAGAUCAGCUUUGCUUGCACGCCCAGAACGGUACCGCUACCAAGAGUCAGCUACAGAGUGUCCUUGAUCUGGAGGCGCUACUUGAGCGCGCCCGAAGUUGCCUCGUGGGAGACGUCACUAGCACCAGUAUGGCGUCACCGACGAUGCGGAACUACUAUGAACGCAUAGUUUCUGGAUCAGGAGAUGGUCCAUAUACACAAAUCGCCAUCGCAGGAGGACACACACUUCCAACGGAGGGCGAAGCAUGGAUGCUGAGCGUGUUUCAUCGUCUGCUGGCUUUCAGUCAAAACGACUCUCGGAAGAACAUUAAUGGCUUUGCAGAGAUGUCUGGGGGUGAGAAAAUCAACGUUGACAUUGAUCUACACGCCACAUUGGACCGUCUAGACACUCUCUCACGCAAACAUCAAAGCGCGCGCGCUAUGCUUACAGCUCCUUUGUCGUCUCUCAUCAGCCAGCUCUCCGUUGUCGAAGAGUGUCUUCAUCAGAUUGAGUUAUGGAAGAAGUCAUCGGAAAUCUGGAUGCUACUUUGCACAUCCGGUAUGAAAGCCACAGAGUCGAACGAGGGAGACUUCUCGAUAAAUUGGGCUUAUUAUAUCUAUGCCUAUAACGUACCCGCUUAUUUGGUCAACCCAGCGCGAGGAAAGCUACGCUAUCCCAUCGAUAAGCCGCGAAACGCUCAGAACGUGAAGACAAUGCGAGACUCGGAGUCAAAUCUUGACAAGUUCUGGAGUUGUAUCGACUCUUUCUACGAGCGCAGGACGGGUGUUGCGCAAGAUGAAGUGGUACGUCGAUGCCUCCUGGAAGGUGGUGAGAUGCGCCGAACUGCUCCGUGGACUGGCCCAAGCGUUCCCACAGAGUGCUUCAAAAGCAUCGAGUACAAAGCCAUCAGCAACUACGACCACGAUGUUGCACUACAGAUUACCGGAACCUUCGAUAAGCCGGUCACACGGGGUAGUGCCAAGCGAAAGAAGCGCUACCAUGCUCCUGUGGACAUCACGCCGAUGACUCAAGUUCACGAGAUCGGUCAUCCAAGCCCCGAGAAGAAGCCCGAGAGAAUCUACUGCGUCGACAAGCAUCUUGGAGAGACACCGAAAGCGAUCAAGUGGGACGACUUCAAGCGCGCUAUGAUUCGAGCCGGCUUCUCUGCGGAAAAACUCCAAGGCUCAGCCUGGCAGUUUACUCCUAGUGUUUCUACGGAUGUCGCUCGUGGCAUUCAGUUUCAUGAGCCUCAUCCUGAUAGCAGCAUCCCCUACAUCAUGGCUCGGCGCUUUGGCAGGAGGCUGCAGAGGGUAUACGGCUGGCAUGGUGGUAUGUUCAAGUUGGCUUGA
Molecule: messenger RNA, 1725 nt
Organism: Alternaria arbusti
Lineage: Eukaryota; Fungi; Ascomycota; Dothideomycetes; Pleosporales; Pleosporaceae
Exons: 2
Coding region: 1-1725 (574 amino acids)
Source: RefSeq, a predicted model, not a curated record